Phalaenopsis equestris is the source of this 3078-nucleotide messenger RNA. RefSeq names its product aminodeoxychorismate synthase, chloroplastic. Gene Ontology annotation, biological process: L-tryptophan biosynthetic process. The transcript has 13 exons. The coding region runs from base 72 to 2840 and encodes 922 amino acids. The record is from RefSeq and is a predicted model, not a curated record. NCBI's taxonomy places the organism in Eukaryota, Viridiplantae, Streptophyta, Magnoliopsida, Asparagales, Orchidaceae.
ACUAUUCCAAAAGGAAAUAUGAACGGCCGUCCGCCCACUUCUUUCUUACCUUUUCCUCAAUUCUUCCCUCUAUGCAGUAUUCCAUCUUUUUGGCUUUCGGACUCUUCAUUGCGCCAUCAAUGGCAAACCCUAUUGGGAUCUCAUCGCCGUCAUCUUGUUUCCUUCACUGCGGGCUAGUGGCCCACUCAAAGCCCUAUCCACCGGCGAGGAUAUCCUUCCGGCCUGCCGGUCCAUGCAUGACCUAUCCGCCGCCCCGCUCUCUUGCAGCACGGCGGUCGGCCGACCAGUGCCUCCCGAGCGACGCUAACGGGAGAGGAGUGAGUUGUCCGAAAGAGCUUGUCCGGACCCUUCUGAUCGAUAACUAUGACAGCUACACCUAUAAUAUCUACCAGGAGCUGGCUGUCGUCAAUGGAGUUCCUCCUGUGGUUAUUCGCAAUGAUGAGUGGACAUGGGAGCACAUCCAUUAUUAUUUGUACAAAGAAAAUGAUUUUGAUAAUAUUGUCAUAUCUCCUGGGCCCGGCUCACCAACAUGCCCGACAGACAUAGGGGUAUGCUUGCAAGUACUUACUCAAUGCAAGGACAUUCCAAUAUUAGGAGUUUGUCUUGGUCACCAGGCAUUGGGUUUUGUUUAUGGCGCUCGAAUUGUGCAAGCCCCUGAGCCAAUUCAUGGACGUCUGAGCGAAAUUGAACAUACAGGCUGCAAUCUCUUCAAUGGUAUUCCAUCAGGACGAAGAUCAGGAUUCAAGGUUAUGCGUUACCAUUCACUUGUGGUAGCUGCUGAAUCAAUUCCUGAGGAACUUGUCCCUACAUCAUGGAUUACUUCUGUGGGUACACAUUCUUAUUUUGAAACACAAGAAUAUGAUAUGAGUUGUGGUUCCUUUGUGAAUCAAACACAUAACUUCCAACCUUUUGGUGAUUUAUCCGGUGAUUUAGAGGGUGCAGGAUUGUCUGAUAUUGACAUUUUAAAUGACCCGGAGAGAAGCAAAAUCCUUAUGGGUCUUAUGCACUGCAGCAAGCCACAUUAUGGUGUUCAGUUCCAUCCUGAGAGCAUUGCUACCUGUUAUGGUAGGAAGAUAUUUGAGAAUUUCAAGAAGAUUACAGUUGACUAUGGGUUGAGGUCCAGCCUACAAAAAAGAAAGGUGGCUGGAGCUUGCCAAUCUCCUAAUGGAUUUCAAAGAAGAAAUCUAUUGCAUAACAGAGAUCCGUCAAAAAAUCAUGUGCGUUUGUGUGUGAGUCCAACCCUUACACCAAGAAGUGUUGAUGCCAAGUAUCUAAAAUUGCAAUGGAAGAAGGUUGAUUGCUUAGAAAGUCAGGUUGGAGGCUCAAAAAAUAUUUUCUGCAAUCUAUUUGGAGAUGAUAAUGCGGAAAACACGUUUUGGUUGGAUAGCUCCUCCACAGAUCAUGGCCGGUCACGUUUUUCAUUUAUGGGUGGUAAAGGCGGUUCGUUGUGGAAGCAAAUAACUUAUCACAUAUCACAGCGAAGUGAAAUGACAAGCAAAUCUGGAGGGUAUUUAUCAAUUGAAGAUGUCCAUGGUUCCGUGAAAAUAAAGUUUCUUGAAGACGGUCUAUUUGAUUUUCUGGAUAAGGAACUCCAGAAAUUUCAAUACGACAAAAAGGAAUUUGAAGGCUUGCCCUUUGACUUUUUGGGCGGUUUUAUUGGUUACAUUGGGUACGAUCUGAAAAUUGAAUGCGGGGCAUUAUCUAAUAGAUUCAAGUCAACUGCUCCUGAUGCCUGUUUCUUCUUUGCUGAUAACAUUGUAGCUGUUGACCAUAGCAAUGGGGAUGUUUAUAUUCUGCAAAUACAUGAUAAAUUUCAAUCACGUUCUAAUUCUGCACCACAAUAUUGUAAAGAGAACUUAUGGCUGAAUGAAACAGAAAAGAAGCUUCUUAGCUUGAAGGGCUUGGCUUCUAGAAAGAUGAAAUGGCAGAAAAAGCAAGCGGGAUUAUCCACCCAACGCAGAGGAACCUUUGUAGCUGAUAAAUCAAAGCAUCAGUACAUCAAAGAUGUUGAGAAAUGUUUGGGAUUUAUUAGAGACGGAGAUAGCUAUGAGUUAUGCCUCACAACUCAGAUGAGAAUGAGGGUUGGCAACAUAAAUGCUCUGAAUAUUUAUCUUGAUUUGAGAGAAGCAAAUCCUGCCCCAUUUGCUGCUUGGCUUAAUUUUUCCAGAGAAAAAUUAUGCAUAUGUUGUUCUUCACCUGAGAGGUUUCUGCGGCUGGAUGAAUCUGGAAUUCUAGAAGCAAAGCCGAUCAAGGGAACUAUUGCUCGUGGAAGUACAUCAGAGGAGGAUGAAUGUCGAAGGUUACAACUGAAGUACAGUGAAAAGGACCAGGCUGAAAAUCUCAUGAUCGUCGAUCUCUUGAGGAAUGAUCUCGGCCGGGUUUGCGAACCUGGCAGCGUCUGUGUGCCUCGGCUGAUGCAAGUCGAGUCCUAUGCAACCGUCCACACAAUGGUUAGCACAGUUCAAGGGAAGAAAAGUUCAAACACCGGCCCUAUUGGGUGCAUCAAAGCUGCAUUUCCUGGAGGUUCAAUGACUGGAGCUCCAAAGUUAAGAUCAAUGGAAAUUCUGGAUUCUAUAGAAAGUUCAUCCAGAAGCAUCUAUUCAGGUUCAAUAGGAUUCAUUUCAUAUAACCAAACAUUUGAUCUUAAUAUAGUAAUCAGGACCAUUGUUAUACAUGAAGGGGAAGCCUCUAUUGGAGCUGGUGGGGCAAUUGUAGCUUUGUCUAAACCAGAAGACGAGUAUGCAGAAAUGUUGUUGAAAGCCAGGGCCCCAACCAAAGUCGUGGAAGGGCACACAAGAGAUUUGGAUAAUUGUGACAGUGCUGUGAAAGUUGCAGUUUGAUAGGGCCUCUUGUUGCUGGAUACUCUUCAGAUUUUACAGUAAUAAUACCUUCAAAGAAAUAGUUUUACAGAAUAAAUCAGGUGAUUAGAGAGUGAUUUUGUAUUUUGCUGUAUUCAAUUCAUCUGCAAAAAUUUGUAGAUGAUUGGUAUAAUUGGAGAUGGUGUCAAAAUAGUGUUUCUGUGCCUUUAUAUUCAAUUUGAUUUAUGUAAUACGACAAGUUAUGUACUUGAUGAAUUAG